AUGGCGGCCGCCGCUGCGGCUGAUUCUGUUCCCCGUGAGCCUGGAAAAGUUGUGAUAAAGACGGAGCCUGAAGAUGGGGACGGUUUCCUCCCCACUCCGCGGGACGUCCCGGUUAAACGUGACCCCGUGGUGUCGCUGCUGUCCCCGGUGAGCGGAGUGCAGCCUCUCAGCUGGUCUCCGGACCACCGCCUCGCUGUGUGCACCUCCAGCUCCCUGUCUGUGAUGGAGCUGAUCUGUGAUGUCCACAAUGGCAAGCAGGACCUGAACUUCUACAGGACCUCCAUUCCUGUCCCCACUGACAUACACAGACUGCAGGUUGGCCCAUCAGAUGAACUGAUGUCUGCAUUGGAGAAGUUCUCGUUGGAUCCAGAUCCCACCAUAAAGCAGGCUUUUCUGGCCAACACUGUAAUCAACCCUAAUGUAGGGGAACACAAAGGGGUAAAGUAUGCAAGCUGGUCCCCGUUAGGCUGUGACUCCAUUGGACGGUGUCUGCUCGCUUACCUGACCCUCGAUAACCGGCUCACCGUUCACAGCAGCCACCGGCACCUCAGCUGGAACACGCUGACCAAUCUAACGGAGAAGUACAGCAAGAGGCUCCGCGAACGCGGCUACGCCAAAAAGGACGACAAGCCCCCCGAAGCUAACCUGUUAGAUUUCUCUGAGCUCCAGCGGCGGUUCCAAAUGCAGACCCCUCUCAGGAUGGAGUGGUCCAGCAUUUACACCAUCAAAAAGGUCCUGGCAGACAACAGCUGUGUGGAGGAGCAGAUGGUGCUCCUAGCAGUCCUGAUGGAAAACGGAGACCUUGUUUUGUGGAAGUUCAUGCUGCCGUUCGCAAAAGGAGACGAUGUAGUUUUCUAUGACCUGAUUGAAUCUGGGGUAAGCAGGCCCAGUGACCUGGCAUGGUGGGAGUAUGAGAACGGGGGUCAACGGAUGGGGGGCUUAAUCGUCGGCAGCGAGGCUGGACCCAUCAAAAUUAUGCCUGUCAGCCUGUCGAAGGUCAAGGGCUACUUCACGAUCCGGCACCCCAUCAUCCUGUGGAAGGAAUGUGAUGAGAUCCCAGUGGAGAACCUCAGGUGCUUCCCGCUGUUCCACCCGAUCCAAAAAAGCAGCUGCAGCCUCAUCGUCGCCUCACGGGGAUGCUACCUCUUUUGGUGUCUGCUGACUAUUUCAGCGAAAGGACUAAGUGUGCACAAUUCCCACAUUACGGGACUCCACUCACUCCCUUUGGUCUCCUUAGUGGUCACUCAGCAUCCAGUUGAGGUCUACACAUGCUCCAUAGACGGCUGGAUAAAAAAACUGGUGCCCACAUUCACAGAGAACUCUUUGGUUUUCAAAGUGGAGGACUUGUUUCAACCAGAGGCCCUCACACAUAAAUGGAUACAUGGGAUGGCCGUGAGCCACAAUGGGGCGUAUGUCGCUCUGGUCACAACGCAGGGGAUUGUCGAUGGCUUUCAUCCCGUAACCAGGAAUCACCAGGUCCACUUCCUGGCUCUCAAAUCUCCUGAAACGGCCAUAUCGUUCCUGCUAAAAUCCCCCGAGCAGAAUUUGUACAAUUUGGCGGACUUGCUGGACCUGGUGAGAUGGCAGGUUUUCAAAACCAAGCGCAUCCCCGCGUGGCUACAGGACGAGCUCGACCGUAAAAUCCAGGAAGCCGACUCCCCAUACUGGUGGCGCAUCAAGCUCUUUGUGGCGCGAGUUGUUCGCCUGUCGCUGCAGCCCCCCCGCACAGAAAUCAAUUGGAAACCCAAGCGAACGGAGACCAAAGUGUUUUUACAGGACGAGGAGAUGGACGAGGCGGAUGUUGGAACGGAUAACGAUGCGGCCCAGUGGACGGAAGGGGAAUCUGAUUUGGAGAAGCAAGAGGCCCGCAGGACUGAAGCGCAGAAGCUGAUCGAUGCUGCAGAGACGCAUCUGAUGAGGGAAAAUAUGAAGAAGGUGUUGGGGGUGGUCUACCUCAAUACUUGGAUGCCAGAGAACUUCUGUAUCCCCACAUGUGGCCUGAUGGAUUAUCUAUCCAGAGAUCCUGGAGACAAAGAUUCAGAGGUUCUGAUCGGUCACAUCAGGAAGAAACUGAACAAGCAGACGUUCCCGGAGCACUGCAGCCUGUGUCAAGCCACGCUGCCCUUCACCGACUACAAACAAGCCGUCUGUGAAAACGGACACGUGUGGCUCAGGUGUGUGUUGUCAUACCAGGCCUGCCAGACGCUGACGUUCAGACGGUGCCUCCUGCAGGAUUGCAUUGCCAGACUGCCAGAGCCUGAGGAUCCAGACUGGAUAAAGAAGCUGAUGAAGGCGCCCUGCGUUCUCUGCGAUUCACCGAUGAUCUAAGGACCAAACUACUCAGAAGCCUGCAUCUGUCGCUGCAGCUCUCACAGCUCCACAAUCCUGAUUCAGAAUCCAGUUUACUCAAAUUUACCACUGCUGAGUAUAUAUUUUUGAUAUAGUAUUUAUUUUAUUAGGUAAUAUUGUUAUAAUAAAAAGAGUAAAUAAAAAGUCUUUAUUACUUGUUGGUUUCUUAUUCAUUUCGAAACCUGCAGAAAGAAAAUGACUCUCCUGGCACUUUAAAGGGCUUUUUUAUCUCUAACUUUAUUAUAUUCCAAACUAAAACUUAUUCUAAUGCAGGCGCAGUGUUUGCACAAGAAAGUUUAAAAUGCAGUUAUAUGUGGAAGUCAUUAUUAUUCAGUUGGACUUCAGGGGCGCCAUAAAUAAGCUCCCUCAUUUUCCUAAUGUUGACUGUGUUUCAGAAGCUUUGGUGUAGUUUUUAUUGCAAGUUAGUGGAACUUGCUCUCCAAGUCCUAUUUUAGUAUUUCUUUUUUCUUUCUUUUUGUUUGAGCGUAACAAAUAAUACAGUGUGAAUUAUACAUAGUGUGGAGAAAAGAAAAAAAAAAACUGCAUACCUUCUUUAAUUGGCACUGUAAAACAAUUUCCGAGCUCUGGAUAGAGGAGGAGAAAUGUUGGUGCUCAGUCAUUCCCUCAGAUGAGGACUUCCGCUAAUGUAAACGCAGAAGAGACGAAGCGGCGAGGCAGAUGAAAUGAGCAAGAAGGCAGGAAGAAAGGGGAAAGUGUGGUUAAAAACGCGGCGCGUCCUCUCCCACGGGGGCGGCUCCAGUAAUGAGAUUCAGCCGUAAUGAGGGACAGAACAUGGAGCCAGAUGUGAUUCUAAUUCUAAUCAAGGAGGGGAGGCUGGUGCUGAUGGAGGAGAGAGGGAGGUUACAGAGAAUAUUGUUAAAUACAAUUAACCCUUUAUUCCUAUUUGGAGGGAACAAGGACUGCGGGGAAAGGGUUACAGGCUCAAUGGCCUGUUUUCAUGGAGGCCAGCAGCCGGUGAUCAAAGAACCUGGACCUGAGAGACCGAGCUGGUGGCAGAGCAUCCUCCGGGUCCGGGCAGAGGUGGGAUGAGGUCAGCCUUCCCUCUGGUUUCACCAGAGACAUGACAGACAGCCCGGCGGCAAGUCUACCAAACACUCCAAUGCUCUUAAAAGGCAACUGCCCUCUUUGUUUUAUCUGAGUGUGCAGAGGUCGUGAAGGGAGGAGGCAAAAUCUGCAGCAUCAUGAAGAACACAUGAUGCACUAUAGUGAGUUGGAAGAAAAACUGAGUUUCACUAUUUUCAACAACAAAAGAAAGUACAUUUUUUCUGCAAACUUGGUCACCUUACUUGU
Cyprinodon variegatus (sheepshead minnow) is the source of this 3660-nucleotide messenger RNA. It is a transcript of the gene gtf3c4, whose product is annotated as general transcription factor IIIC subunit 4. Gene Ontology annotation, biological process: transcription initiation at RNA polymerase III promoter. NCBI's taxonomy places the organism in Eukaryota, Metazoa, Chordata, Actinopteri, Cyprinodontiformes, Cyprinodontidae. Bases 1 to 2328 code for a protein of 775 amino acids. The record is from RefSeq and is a predicted model, not a curated record. Gene Ontology annotation, molecular function: histone acetyltransferase activity. Gene Ontology annotation, cellular component: transcription factor TFIIIC complex. The transcript is spliced from 5 exons.